Molecule: messenger RNA, 768 nt
Organism: Salarias fasciatus (jewelled blenny)
Lineage: Eukaryota; Metazoa; Chordata; Actinopteri; Blenniiformes; Blenniidae
Exons: 6
Coding region: 1-768 (255 amino acids)
Source: RefSeq, a predicted model, not a curated record
AUGUGCUCGCUGAUCAGUCUUCAUAAAUCCUGGAGGUCUGGCGGUCACUCUCCUUCCUACCGCUCCUCUGCAGGAGCUUUCAGCCCAGACUGGGCCUCUCCCCCCUUCCCUGGCUCCCCGCUGCUUCACAGAAGGUCUAACAGAGCAAUACCACCUCUUUCUGUGGGCGGGGAUCCACUGGGCUCUGUUAACUCAGGCAGUCCAUGUCCGAGUCCCAUCAGCCUGGAGGCCGAGACAGAGCGACUAAACAGAUACAUUGAUAGGCUGAAAGCCAGAAAUGAACGUCUGACUGCAGCUCUGGAGCGAAGGAAGAACGAGUUGGAGCAGAUUAACCUCACCCUGAUCAGACUGGAGUCUGACUGCUCGGCCCUGCAGACGGCUCUCAGAUACUGCGAGGAGUGUGAGGAGGCCUACAACGAGCUGCUGUCACUUUAUGAUGCCAAGAAGCUGCAACGCGCUCCUCUGCAGACGGACUCAGCAGAGCAGGACAGUGACAGGCAGCAGGCUGAGAGUCCAUCGGCUCAGCUCAGGAGCAUGGGGACUGAGGAGCUGUCCACCUCCUUUUCAACAGCAGGGGUCACAGAGGAGACGGAAACCAGGAGUCAAACAGGCCACAGGAUACCUGAGCCAGUGGACCGGGAGGCGGCUCUCAGACAACAAAUUGAGCGUCUGAAGAAAGACCGGGCCGCCAUCUGCCUCCCGAAGCCAGCUCCUGGGGCGGAGAACAAACUGAACCCAGAAAGUGGACACCAAGUUGGACAGAUCUGA